AUGCUAAUGGAAGUUGAAUCUGGUUCCCCUCCAGCCUCCAUGAAAGAGUUCAAAACUCGAGAAACCCGGGCUGCCAGAGCAGCCAAGAGAGUCCAAGUCAGGAACCAGCGGGGGUCCCAGGCUGCAACCACCACCAUCACUUCCUCCUCCCGUAACACCAAGAAGGAUCCGCCACUACUGCAUAAUAGAGCAUUCAUGGCUGUAGUUAGGAUGACAAAGUUUCACACAGAUGCUGGUGCCCACCUUUACCAUAUGGUCUUCGACAACGGCAAAGCCCAUCUCGCAAGGGUUCCUGAGCUUCUCGAUCUGAUCACUCUUGAUGCUUUGCAUUGGUACGAGCACACUCUCUUCAUGACCACUGAAAAGUGGAGGGUCGACACCACCGAGACCAUCCCCGAGAGGCUAAGACUCCAGAUCGACUCUGAGAGAGUUUUUCCAAAGUUUACAGUGCCAAAGGCGUGUAGGAAGAAGGCGUGCUUCAUCUGCAGGAACCAGAACGGCUAUCUUAACUACAGUAACGGUGAGUCCGAGGUCUGGAAGCAGAAGCAUCAGGAAAGAGAGAAAAAAAGGCGUGAGCUUGAGGAAAAGAAAAAGCAGCAAAGGUUGGAGGCCGAGAUUGACGCGGAAAGCGAUGGGUAG
Molecule: messenger RNA, 639 nt
Organism: Morchella sextelata
Lineage: Eukaryota; Fungi; Ascomycota; Pezizomycetes; Pezizales; Morchellaceae
Exons: 2
Coding region: 1-639 (212 amino acids)
Source: RefSeq, a predicted model, not a curated record